Messenger RNA from Chrysoperla carnea, 1237 nucleotides. Its product is annotated as succinate dehydrogenase [ubiquinone] iron-sulfur subunit-like. The coding region runs from base 28 to 1014 and encodes 328 amino acids. Gene Ontology annotation, cellular component: mitochondrial membrane. Gene Ontology annotation, biological process: tricarboxylic acid cycle; respiratory electron transport chain; aerobic respiration. NCBI's taxonomy places the organism in Eukaryota, Metazoa, Arthropoda, Insecta, Neuroptera, Chrysopidae. The transcript has 5 exons. The record is from RefSeq and is a predicted model, not a curated record. Gene Ontology annotation, molecular function: electron transfer activity; 2 iron, 2 sulfur cluster binding.
UGUUGGUUGGAAGUUAUAUUAGCAAAUAUGAAGAUUUUAUUACCAUAUAACAAUUAUUACUGUUGUAUUUUUAAAUCAUUAACAUUUCAAUCAAAUUUUCAUGUACCACAAAUAGUUACAGCAUUACAAUAUGCAACCGAUGCUACAGCCAAGCCAAAUACAAAAACUAAAAAAGAUGAACCUUGUCCUGAAGCAGAAAAACCACCAGCACCAAAAAUACAAAAAUUUAAAAUAUAUCGUUAUGAUCCCGAUAAAAAAACUAAACCACAAAUGAAGACAUAUGAAGUUGACUUAAAUGAGUGUGGUCCUAAAGUCUUAGAUGCAUUGCACUACAUUAAACAUAAAAUUGAUUCAACAUUAACAUUUCGACGUUCAUGUCGCGAAGGUAUUUGUGGAUCCUGUGGAGUUAAUAUUAAUGGUGUAAACACAUUGUCUUGUACUGCGAAAAUAAAACAUUCAAAAAAACCAGUUGUAGUUUAUCCAAUGCCUCAUAUGUAUAUAAUAAAGGAUUUAGUGCCUGAUAUGCAUCAUUUUUAUCAACAGUAUAAUUCGAUAAAGCCAUGGUUGAUUCGUUCGACAAAUUCAAAACAACAAAUUUAUCAAAGUACUGGAGAACGGGAUCGUUUGAACACGUAUAUAGAUUGUAUCCUUUGUGCUUGUUGUUCGACAUCUUGUCCAGCUUAUUGGUGGAAUUCAAACAAAUACUUAGGCCCAGCUGUAUUAAUGCAAACAUAUCGGUGGAUUAUAGAUUCACGAGAUGAAGCCACUGAGGAACGAUUAAACAAUUUACGUGAUUAUUAUAAAGUAUACCGUUGCGUUACAAUAUUCAAUUGUACAACUGCUUGUCCAAAAGGCUUAAAUCCAGGCAAAGCAAUUGCUUUAUUAAAACAAUUGAUAUCUGGAAUCAAAAUCAAAGAAGCGCCUCUGAAUCCAUCAACGUUAUUCAAAGAAUGUAUUGACCCAAAAACUAUGGCACCUGAAAGUAGACCUCCAGAACCUCCAAAAACAACUUAAAUUAUCAAAUUAUUUAUUAAUUUUUAUGCGUAUAAUUAAAAGUACUAAUAAAUUCAUGUGUUUAUUGGUUCAUCAUAGUUAGGAAUUGGUGGUGGUAAGGGGAUGGUUUCUUCGAGGUUCAAAAAUUUAUUGAAUGAACGCCAAUCGAUAUGUUGAGAACGUUUUGGUUCCUUUUCCGAUAACCAGGAUAGUUUUUGCUGCAAACAAAAUAUAUUCAUCAGUU